AUGUAAAGAACUAAACAAUCAUUUAGUGAAUAUGAUUCUUCCAACAUGAAUAAUUCAAAAUUGAUAACUCAAAAAUAUCAGAAUAAAUAAUAUUAUAAUGAUAAUAGUGGGAGAAUAGGAAUAGCAUUACCUGAAUUGCAAAAAUAUUAAAAAUAAUGUUUAUAAUAAUCAAAUCCUACUUAAAGAAGUGAAAUGGAAAGAAAUAUAACAUGGACAAAGAAAGAAUUUAUUAAAGAAUAAAUAAUCUAACAUAAUAGAAGGAUUAGGAAGAAAUUGGAUUCAGAUAAUUCAUUUAGUCAAAAUUAUAGUGUCGAUGAUUAAAUAAGAACCAGACGAAAAGCUAAUUUAUCUUCUUAUAUGUUUGGUGGAUUUAUUUUACAAGAUUAUAAUGAAUAAGUUAACAAAUUACAUAAAUUAUUGUUAAAGAAAGUUAUUCUAAAUAGAUGAGAAGGU
This is a messenger RNA of Paramecium sonneborni, 453 nucleotides long. NCBI's taxonomy places the organism in Eukaryota, Ciliophora, Oligohymenophorea, Peniculida, Parameciidae. The record is from the annotation of a GenBank genome assembly.